This is a messenger RNA of Lymnaea stagnalis (great pond snail), 939 nucleotides long. Lineage: Eukaryota; Metazoa; Mollusca; Gastropoda; Lymnaeidae. The record is from the annotation of a GenBank genome assembly.
CUGGUCAGCGACGAAAACAGGACUGUCAUCGAGGUGGUCAACUACGUGUUUCUGUGCGGCUUCAUCUCGCUGUUCGGCAUCGCGUCCAACUCCAUCAACAUCGUCAUCUUCUUCAAGCAGGGGCUCCGGACCACCAUGAACAUCAGCUUCUUCGGACUGGCCAUCUCGGACCUGUGCAGCCUCAUCAGCCUGCUGUUUUUCACCAUCUUGCUGAACCCGCUCGUGGAGAACUCCGACAUCCCGAUGAUCUCCAGGGAGAUCCAGUACCUGGUCGCCGGCUGGCCCUACGUCUGCUUCACCCGCAUCACGAGUCUCAUCACGGCCUUCGUGACGGCGGAGCGAUGCCUGUGCAUCACGUGCCCGCUCAAGGUCAAACAGAUCAUCUCGCCACGACGGGCCACCGUGGCCGUGUGCGCCACUUACGUCAUCAUGAUUCUAUUCCUGGUUCCGGAAUACGCCACGUCGUACAUCGACUGGAAGUUUUACCCGCCGAGGAACACCACCCGGCUCGGCCUCGUCUUCACCAGCAACAGAAAGAGCAUGGAAGGUCUGGUGUUUAUUCUCAACGCGAGCCUCGGCGCUCUGUCCUACCUCCUCGUCGUCGUCUUCACCGCCAUCUUGAUCUGGAAGCUCAAACAUAAUUCAAAAUGGCGGGAGACGACGAACGGAGAUCGGACGGCGUGGACGCUGAGCCGGGACAGGAAAGCGGUCAACAUGGUUCUGCUCAUCGCGAGCGUUUCGAUCGUCUGCUCCGCGCCGAGCAUCAUCCUGUCGGUCGUGACCUUCUUCGAGCCCGAGUUCAGCAUCCUCGGGUUUUAUCGUAACAUUUUCUUUAUCACGUGGUCGUUCGCCUUCUGCUUCGGCGCCCUCAACUCCAGUGUCAACAUCUUCCUGUACCACCGGAUGAGCUCCAAGUUCAGGAAAAGCUUCGAGCAGCUG